AAAAGCAAACCGACGAGCGGAUAAGGCGAAAUACCAGAAAAGCAGCAGCGAAAAACACGAAAAGCCAGAAACAGAAGCCAAAACCCAAAAACCGAAACAACUCGAACUUCGUGCAGUGUGGCUGAAAACUGAAAACUGAAAGCCGAGAAAAAGCAAAAGAAACAGAAGCACAGAAAAAGAAGCGAAUCGAAGCGUAAAUAAACAGAGACAAAUUAAAGCGAACGCCAAAAAGAGGUUUUUCCGGAAAACGCGCGGAAAAGUGAAUUUCAAUUUUUUUUAUUCAUUGGUCGAGUGAAAGUUUGGGGGCCCACGCCCACCUGCGCCCACAAACCCACAAAAUGAACCGUUCGAACAGCUUUGUGAGCUCCCUGAAAUGGUGGCCCCUCCAGGGGCACAACAACCAGCCGGCGGCAGCGGUGGCUCCACCUACCGGCGGCGGCGGCGGCGGGUACUCCCAAUCGGCGCCCAGCUCGCCCACCUCCAACUGGCCGCCGCCACUGCAGCAGCACCAGAAUCCCACCACAGGCCAGCGGCUGCUGCUGCCGCCCACCGCCCACCAGAAGGUCGCCGGCGUCACCUUCGGCAGCAGCGUGGCCGUCCAGAAGCUGCGCGAAUCCAAGUGGUUCAAGCCCGAGGAGCAGCGCAUCUUCUGCGCCGUCGUCGAGUGCGGCUUCGUCGUCGAGAUCCGCAGCAGCGCCGCCGCGGAGGCAGCGGCGGCCAGUGCAGCAGCAGCGGCCGCAGCAGCCGCCGACCGCGACGACGGCGACGUCGACGCCCUGGAGGAGCUCGACUGCGCACCGCCCCUGCCCACCAUCGCCACCAUGAGCACCACCACCCCACCAAUCCACAUCCAGAACCACAGCCCGAAACCGCGGCUGGUCAUCCCGCGCAACGGCAGCAGCUUCCUGGAGACGCAGGACGAGAACGAGACGCCAGUCGCCUCCUGGUACGGCAUCGUCCUCUGCAAGGUGGCCAAAGACAAUAAACCCAAGCCCGAGACCAUUGAGAUAUUUUCUGUGAAAAUACGCGAGAAUGGCACAUACAAACUAAUCAAGAUGCAGCUGGCGGACAUUUGGAGCCACGGAUGGGAGUUGCGCAUCAAUAACUUCGCCGACAAGGAGAAGGUGCCGCACAACGAAAAGGACAUUCGCAAUCAGGUGUCGGUGGCGCGCAAGGCCAAGCAGAGUCUGUGGAACAAUAACAAGCAUUUCGUCUACUGGUGUCGAUACGGAAGUCGUCAGCAGGAUCUGCGGAAGCGACAGAUGUCGGAGUGCGUGAAAUGGGGCAGCGUGGGCAUGAAUGCGGGCAUGCUGUUGGUGCUCAAUAAUCGGCAGAAAUGCUAUUCCCACUCCAAGUAACUCUAGUAACUCUCCAACUAGAAAGCCCCUCUUGAUUUUCCAUUUCAAGCAUAUAUACCUAUACCUAUGCCUAUAUAUAUAAUAUAUAUUAUAUAGAGUAGAGACCACAGAACGAUUUUCUACAGCAAACAAGUAUUAAAGUAAAUUCGGAUGAUAAGAUAAUUUAUGGCUUAAGAACGCCAAGGGCAGUGGAAAAAACCAAAUGCAAAUAUACGUAUUAAGUGCAAAGAUAGCCAAGAAAAUUUAGAUCAGGGCGACGGAGGGCUUUUUUGGCAGUAUUAAUUAUUGAAACGAAAAAAAUUCAAUUAAAAUAUUUAAAAGAAAAGCAGAGCAAAGCAAGAAAUCCAAAACAUGCGUCAUACGUCACAACACUACUACAGUCCCGCCCAUGAUUGUAAAGCUGCUGCAACUCGAGCCACAAUUCGAGCUACAAUUUAUCAAAUACUUUUGUAUUUACAAUUGUCUAUUUAUGACACAGAACGAGAGAGAGAGACACACAACACACACUGUGAAAUUCGAAAAGACUUAUUAAAUAUUUGUUUGUUUUUUUUGUCCUAAUUUUUUGUUUUUUUUUCCCAUGUGAUUAAAUACGUAUACAUUAUUAUAUAUAUUUAUACAUUGUGAAUGGCAAGCAUAUACAUACAUAUAUAUAUAUUGCAAGGCAACAUUUUUGUUUUCUUUGUUAUUUAAGCGUAAUUAAGAGAUCUAUUAUAUACCAUAUAUGCAAGCCCGAAUCAAAAAGGGCGAAAAUCAAGCGAAAACUCUACGUAGCCAGCAUAAUAAUUUAGCAUUGUAAAACAAUCAAAACAUUCGAAAUGUUUCGUUAUGUAUUUAGCUCUUUAUGACCGACAAACCCCAAGACGACGACUCAGAACCGAAACAGAAAAUCAGAAAAACAGAAUACCCAAGCAAAAAUUACAAAAAUAUUUUUGUACAUAGGGAAACUGGACUGAAAAAAACGACGAACUCUUACAGUACGAAAAUCAAAUGAGAAAAACGUUUACAAAAUUACAAAAGAAAAUAUAAAAAAAGUAAAGUAAAAAACGGUAGUUCGUAAGCUAUAUAUACAUUAUUACUUAUUUUGUUUAAGUUUUGUCUUUUUUAAGCAAUUUAUAAAAUAUUUAUGGUAGUCUUAUAUACAUUUCGACAAUGUGAGGAAAUUUGAAUAUGAAACGUUUGUAAAAUGCUUUAUAUUGAUAUUAUUAUAUUAUUAUUAAAUGUUUACCAACGGAUAAAACAA
Molecule: messenger RNA, 2598 nt
Organism: Drosophila takahashii
Lineage: Eukaryota; Metazoa; Arthropoda; Insecta; Diptera; Drosophilidae
Product: lethal (1) G0469
Source: RefSeq, a predicted model, not a curated record